AUGGAGUGGGAACCGGAGCAACAGGAUCUCGGAGGCCUCGGGCUCGCGGGCAUCUGUCGCGAGAUCUACCGGGCGGUCUUCCGCUCCAUCCUCCCGUACGCGGCGGCCGGCGUGGAAGCCGCGCUUCUCUCUGCGCUUUUGCUCGCGCACGUCGCCGCCUUGCGCGGCCUCAGCUCCCUCCUCGAGGCCGACGACGGUUUCCACCUCGUCGGUUUCCUCGCCGGGUUACUCUUCGAGGUCGUCUCGAUAAUCGUCCUCGACUUCUUCUCGCUCGUCUGCACCGCCGUCUACGUCUUCCUCAUCGCCUCCCUCUACUGUACCCAGGGCGACUUCCGCGCUUCUCGGAGACUCCAGCGGCACCUCCCCCGUGUCCCCCUCACGCGGCUCAUCCCUACCUUCUUAUUCGCACUCGCUCUUGCCUAUAUCAUAUUGGUCUUCUCCGUCGUCGCCUUGCUCCUGCUCCAUUACGAGGUCGGCCUACCGCUGCAGCUGAUGGGCGCAGCCGCUUGCCUCGCCGGAGCGGCCUACGUCGCCCCGGUUUUCCGCCUUGCCUGCGUCGCGUCGGUGCUCGAGGACGCCGUCCUCUUGGCCGCUGUGCGCAAGAGCCGCGCGCUCCUCGCCGGCAAGUUCUGGCCCGCGGCGGCCGUCUUCCUCACGCUCGACGGCUGCUUCGUCGCCCUGCAGCUGGCCUUCGCGCGGCUGGUGCUGGGCGACGCGCUGGGCCUCGGCCUCGGGAUCCAGGUAGCCGCGGGAGUGGCGACGUUCGUGGCUCUGUGGGUGGUGCUGCUGCUGACGCUGGCGGCGCAACCGGUGAUCUACAUGGUGUGCAAGAACCACCACCACGAGGUGGUCGACAAGGUCCACCUCGACUAUAUCGGAGAGUAUGAGCGGCUCGCCGUCGACGGCGACAACAGCGUGGAGCUGCAGCCGGUGACGACGGAGCAAAUCCCUGAAACUAGUGCCUAGCUAGCCGCGUCCUGCAUGUCGACGAACUACUCCAAGAAGCUUUCUCUUCUACUACUCCCUCCGUCCCAUAAUAUAAGAAGGUUUCUCAAGCUAGUACCUAGCUAGGUCCAAAAAGAUUUGAGACAAUUCGUCUGAUGAUUCAAUCUAUGAUGUGUAUUAUGUCUGAUCCACUACUCCCUCCAUCCCAUAAUAUAACAACGUUUCUCAAGCUAGUACCUAGCUAGGUCCAAGAAGAUUUGAGACAAUUCGUAUGAUGAUUCAGUCGUAUGAUGUAUAUUAUGUCUGAUCCGCUUGUCAGUGUAUAAAGACAUGCAUGCCUGGUA
This is a messenger RNA of Triticum dicoccoides, 1289 nucleotides long. RefSeq lists its product as uncharacterized. NCBI's taxonomy places the organism in Eukaryota, Viridiplantae, Streptophyta, Magnoliopsida, Poales, Poaceae. The record is from RefSeq and is a predicted model, not a curated record. The coding region runs from base 1 to 966 and encodes 321 amino acids. The transcript has a single exon.